AUGGCUGUAGCUGCUUAUGCAUCGUUGGUUUCUCUUACUCAUGUCCUCGACAACAUUCAUUACCGUGCUCAGCUUCGUCGCCUUCAUGUGGACAUAACACGGAUUGAAUUUCUCCAGGAGAGCAUCAAUUUCUUGGUGGAGUUCCUUGAAUUGAACCAUGGAAGAAAAGGCCAGGAGAUUGAAGAUCUUUGGAGACAAAUAUCUGAAGCUAGUUUUGAGCUCGAAGAAACUUUUGACUUACAUGUUGUGAGCCAACUUCAGAAGGAAUCUCCGGGAGAAAAUAGUGAUAUGGGUGGGAGAGCAUUUGACGAAGAUUUGGACACUAUGAUCCAAAAGUUUGACUAUAUCAAGCGAGAGCUGUCGAUGGUUGAAGAGGCAGUGGAGGAGUUCAUGGUUGAAAAGCAAACCAGAGCUUCUGUUCCAGCAGUUGGUUCUUCAACUGCUGCAUCCUCCAUUGCAAAGAAUACUAUUGUGGGACUUGGCGAACACGUUGCCAACAUUAAGGGUGAGCUAGCAAGAUAUGAUGGCAAUCUUCAAAUCAUACCAAUUGUCGGUAUGGGCGGUAUUGGCAAAACUACUCUUGCUAAAAAGGUUUAUGAGGAUAAAUAUGUUGUCGAACGCUUUGUUGUGCGCAUUUGGCUUACAAUUUCUCAGGAGUAUAGUGUCAAUGAAAUCCUCCUUGGUCUUAUCAAUGAGGGAAAAGUUGAAAGACAUGGUGGAAAUUCAGAUGUACCUGGAGAAGUAUUGCGCAAAAAGUUGUAUGGUAGAAGAUACUUGAUUGUUAUGGAUGACAUAUGGACUCUUCAAGCUUGGGAUGAUUUAAGGAGGUUCUUUCCGAAUAAUAGGAAUGGAAGUCGGAUUAUUUUGACCACUAGGCUAUCACACGUGGCUGGUUCUUUAAGUUCUCACGACCCUUAUUCAAUGACAUUAAUGGACAUGAAUACAAGCUGGAGUUUAUUUUGUCAAACUGUAUUUGGAGAAGAAAAUUGUUCACAUCGAGAAUUGGAGCAAAUCGGAAGGCGGAUUGUCAGAAAUUGCAGAGGACUUCCUUUACAAAUUACUGUUAUAGGAGGACUACUUGCAAAGUCGGGCAUGAAGAAAGAAUAUUGGGAAUCAGUCGCUAAAAAUGUAAGUUCCUUUGGCAAUGCAAGUGAUGGCGAACAUUGUUUCAAUAUAUUACUUUUGAGUUAUAAUAAUCUGCCUAUAUAUCUCAAGCCAUGUUUCCUCUACAUGAGAGCUUUCCCUGAAGAUGCUGAAAUUGAAGUCUCAAAUCUAAUCAGAUUAUGGGUUGAUGAAGGUUACAUAACAAUAAAAGAAGAUAAAAUUUUGGAAGAACAAGGUGAGGAAUAUUUGAAAGAUCUUGUUGAUAGAAAUCUACUUUUUGUGCGUGAACAAAACGAAGUGACGGGGGAAUUAGAAACAUGCGGCAUCCAUGAUCUUUUGCGAGACCUAUGCAUUAGUGUAUCCACAAAAGUGAAUUUUUUUUGUUCUCCAAGAAUACAAAACAUCAGUCUAAAAUCUGAUAGAAGAUUGUGUUUCCUAUGUGGAGGUUUAGUCAAAGAAGAAGAUGAAUGGGGAAAUCUCUUUGCACUUAAUGUUAUUCCGCCAUCAGCUUCGAGUAGCAAUCCUCCUGUUUGUGGUAAGUGUGAAGUGACUUAUUCACAUAUAAAAACACUAAGAUUUGUGAAGGUCAUCGAUGAAGUUGGUGUAGCUCAUGAUUCACUUAUGCAACACACUAGAUUACGCUAUGUCUCUGUCACAUUGAAUAAGACCCUAAUGUUUAUAACUCCUUCGAUGCUACAUUUGCUAUGGAACCUUCAGAGUCUAUUUUUCCAAGAUUCACCUUUGGUAGUUUUACCAUCUGAAAUCUGGGAGCUGCCGCAACUUAGAACUAUUGACUUCAAGGAUGUGGUGUUUCCGAAGCCUCCAAAUUCUCAUGUCGGAGAGAAAGAUGCUUUUACUCUGAAGAAUCUUCAAAGCCUAGGCAGUGCAAGGAACUUUGAGCUCACUGAUGAGAUUCUUGAUGGAAUUCCUAAUUUGAAGGAACUAGUAAUAAAGUAUGAUAAGCGUCUGAGAGGGUUGGAUACUUCUUUGUGUUAUCUUGCCAGAUUGCCGAAACUUGAAACACUAAUUGUCCAAAAUACAUUGCAGAACAUUGGCUUUCCAAAUUCGCUCAAACUGUUGGUUCUGAAGAGAUGCAGAAUUCCUUGGAGUGGUAUGUCCAUAGUUGGUUCAUUACCAAAUCUUGAAAAACUUAUUUUGAUGUAUACUGCUGAAGGCUCUGAGUGGAAUCCAACUGAAGGGGAAUUUCUUCGAUUAAAAGCUUUGAUGAUUCAUGGUAGUGAUGUAGUACAAUGGGGAGCUGAUCAAAACCACUAUCCUGUGCUUAAGAUUCUUUCACUGUCUAACUUACCUUCAUUGGAAGAAAUCCCUUUAGGUGUUGGAGAUAUACCAACACUGCGCGAAAUUAAUCUGAGCAAUUGUAGCAAGUCUGCUGCGGAUUCGGCAUACCUAAUAUUAGAGGAACAACUGAGCAUGGGAAAUGAUAAUCUCAAGAUUGAAGUUUAUGAAUAUUCUGAAGAUGAAGAUGACGAGUCAGAAAGCGAAGAUGAAGAUGAAGGCGAAGACACAGUAAAAGAUCAAGAUCAAGAUGACGAUUCGGAAGGCGAAGACAAAGAAAAAGAUGAAGAUCAAGAUGAAGAUGAUGAGUCUACCUGAUGGCCUAAGGACAGAAGAAGAAGAAGAUGAUGAAAGGUAUGUAUUGAAGGAAGAGUUCUAAAUUGAUUCAGUAAUAUCCAGUAAAAUUUUUUAGUGGUUUUAGUAAAGAGGAGAAUGUUGCUUCUUGCUUGGUAUCAUUUGCAAUGUAAUAAUAGUGAUCAAUAAGAGAAAAUUGCAAAAAAUAUUCUCCAUGUAUACCCGAUUAUCAUUCUUCUCAUUUAUUUAUCUAGCUGGCAAAAUAUAUUAUAUACGUUUGCAAAAAUCGCCAUUUAUGUACUUUUUUCCAUGCAUCAUGUUAACACGACAACUGUUCUAGGCGCGGCCAAAGGAAAGAAAUGAUGCAUUUUGCAAAUAUGUAGAAUAUAUUUUGACAGAAAGAUAAAUAAAUCACAAAAGUAUUAAUUAGGUAUACGUGAA
Andrographis paniculata is the source of this 3135-nucleotide messenger RNA. RefSeq names its product putative late blight resistance protein homolog R1A-3. NCBI's taxonomy places the organism in Eukaryota, Viridiplantae, Streptophyta, Magnoliopsida, Lamiales, Acanthaceae. The coding region runs from base 1 to 2718 and encodes 905 amino acids. Gene Ontology annotation, molecular function: ADP binding. The record is from RefSeq and is a predicted model, not a curated record. The transcript has a single exon. Gene Ontology annotation, biological process: defense response to other organism.